AUGGCACCACGCUCAUUCUACGAGAACGACACCCCAGUGAUCCCCAAACCAGGAACGACACAACCGAUAUCGCGCCAGCUAGAAGAAGAAGACUCGCCUCAUGGCCAAGUAAGCUUCGUCAACGGCAUGAUAAUCCGCACCACGCCCCAGAUCGAAACAUGGAUGCAAGCAAUGCGCACCUCGUUCAACCGCAACUUCCAAAUCUGGGAAGCCGAGCUCGCGACGCAGAAAUCCGCGUUCUCGAACGAGUUGACCCAUUUGCAAAACGACUUUGAUGCAGUAGUAACCGAGCCGAUCUUGCCUCGCGGGCUCUACAUCUUGACCGUGGCGCUCACGGGCUCCAUAAUGGCUCGCAAUUCCAAUAUCGUGGUGCGGUUCAUGGCGCCCGUGGCGUUUGGCGCUGGUGCCUUGAGAUAUUUCAUGCCUCAGACGUUCCAUAACGUGGGCGCUAGAUAUGAUGCAUGGGAAAAAGCUAAUGCGCCUCACGUGUAUGCAAAGAGAAUGUAUUUCAUUAAGGAUAUGAAGGAUGUCAUGACUGGGUUUGAUGAUGAGGUUGUCAAGUUUAACGACUCGGUGAUUUUGACUGUUCAUGAUUGGAGGUCUGCUUUUAAGCAGUAUUGGGAUGAGGACCAAAAUGUGGAAGACAAAAACAAGUAG
Molecule: messenger RNA, 657 nt
Organism: Lodderomyces beijingensis
Lineage: Eukaryota; Fungi; Ascomycota; Pichiomycetes; Serinales; Debaryomycetaceae
Source: the annotation of a GenBank genome assembly